Saccoglossus kowalevskii is the source of this 2049-nucleotide messenger RNA. Its product is annotated as all-trans-retinol 13,14-reductase-like. The record is from RefSeq and is a predicted model, not a curated record. NCBI's taxonomy places the organism in Eukaryota, Metazoa, Hemichordata, Enteropneusta, Harrimaniidae.
AUGGAGUUAACAAGAAGUGUAUAUGCAUGGAUGGUCUCCAAUCCCAGUCUAGUUGUUGCUGUCCUGUUAGCUGUUCUAUUCAUAACUGUUUUAGCAAAGUUUAUGAGUGGGCCUCCUGUCGGGAAGAACCCUUUUGCCAAAGCGACAACUAGUCCACCACAACCACUCGUCACUGACCAAGCUAAAAGGAACAACGUCCUCAAGCAAGGUAUCCACUAUAUUGGAGGAAUGAGAAAUUUGACUAAUUUCAAGGUUUAUAUUGAUCACAUUACUGACGGGCAGCUGCAAUGGACUGGUGUUGUAGAACCCUACGAUACAGUUGUAAUUGGAGACAACGAAAAAGCAAGACAUUAUCCAAUGUACGGUGGCAAGGAUGAGUUCAAACAAAGUCUCUUGGAUAAGUUUCCACAAGAAAAAAAAGCAAUUGAUAAAUACUUUGAUCUUCUGAAGGCAACUCGUGCAAGUGCUCUUGGUCAUGUUAUGGCCAAAAUAGUUCCAACAUGGUGGAUCGAUUUCCUUGCUUCCACUGGCCUGAUACAUUACUUCACAAACUAUUACAAGUAUUCCCAGCGCAGUGUAUCAGAUGUAAUGAAUGAGUUAACAGAUAACAAAGAGCUACAGACUGUCAUUGCAUAUAGUUUUGGUGACUAUGGAUCUCCACCAUCUGAGGGUAGUUUUGCCAUGCACUGUGAUCUCAUCAACCAUAUGCGUUAUGGUGUCUCAUAUCCAGUCGGCGGUGCCAGUGAAAUUGCCUUCCAUAUCAUACCCAGUAUAGAGAAGGCUGGUGGUAAAGUCUUAGUUAGAGCUCAAGUUUCGCAGAUCUUACUCGAGGACAGUGGAAAAGCAUUUGGUGUUCGUGUUCAUAAAAGCAGUGGUGAUGUUGAUAUUCAUGCUCCAAUAAUAAUAUCAGAUGCUGGAUUCUUUAAUACGUUUCAGUCUCUUCUACCACCACAAAUUAUGGAUAAAUCAGGUUUCAAACCUAUGGUAAAAAAGGGUACAAUUAAACAUGGCGUUGGAGCAAUGUCAAUUUUUGUGGGACUGAAAGGAUCCAAAGAAGACCUUGCUCUUGAGGGCCGUAAUUGGUGGGUGUAUACAAGCAACGACAUUACUAAUAUAACAGAGGAGUAUAUUGGUAGAAGUGUGGAAAAUGUGCUGAAAGAUGAUAUCCCACUCUUAUUCAUUUCAUUUCCAUCAGCAAAGGAUCCAACAUGGGAACAACGUUAUCCAGGAAAGAGCACCUGUGCUGUAGUUACACUUGCUAACUGGGAAUGGUUCAAAAAAUGGGAAAAUGAAAGAGUGAUGAAGCGUGGAGAAGAGUAUGAUAAACUAAAAAACUCUAUUGGUGAAAGAGCAUGGGCUCAGGUUCUUAGGUUGUUUCCACACCUAAAGGAUAAGGUUGACUAUUUUGAAGUGGGGUCACCUGUGUCUAAUAAAUAUUAUUUGGGGUCGCCUGCUGGUGAAAUCUAUGGAUUAGAUCAUACUAAAGAGAGAUUUGGACCUAAGGCUGUGACUAGAUUAAGGGCUCAGACUAUGGUACCAAAUCUAUACAUGACUGGUCAAGACAUAUUAAGUUGUGGUUUUGCUGGUGCCGCUUAUGGUGGACUGCUCUCGGCAAGUGCCGUUCUCAACAGAAAUCUAUUCAAGGAUCUUUCUCAACUAAAGAAGACCAUUGCAAAGAACAAAUUGCGCCGGUGUAGUCCAGUUUGGAAACAGCGAGUGACCGAUCCCUGGACCUUCCCAGGUGGUGACAUCCGGUUUUGGGAUACCGCUAAAAUCUCCAUCUCCCCCGUCAGUGUCUCCCCUGUUGGGCACUGCCAGGGGACUCUCGCAAGGCAGAAGCAAUCAGACAGGAAGUAUCAGUUUGCUGGGAAAAGGAUCCAUACAAAGGGUACAUCAGCCAGAACUAAAUCCAGGCUUCUACCCAAAUGUGUUCGUAGUACCAAACCUACAAGUGGAAGGCAUCCAGUUCUGGACCUAGGCAGACUGAAUCAGUACGUGCUCCUCGAUGGGUUCCAAAUGGAGACACCAUCCACCGUUUCGACUGGCUAG